This is a messenger RNA of Fopius arisanus, 2121 nucleotides long. RefSeq lists its product as uncharacterized. Gene Ontology annotation, molecular function: nucleic acid binding. Lineage: Eukaryota; Metazoa; Arthropoda; Insecta; Hymenoptera; Braconidae. Gene Ontology annotation, biological process: DNA integration. The transcript has a single exon. Bases 1 to 2121 code for a protein of 706 amino acids. The record is from RefSeq and is a predicted model, not a curated record.
AUGAGUGCCGUAAUCUACAUCAGAUCGAAGAAAAUCAACGAGCCUGCCUCAACAAUUAUCGUUUCUGCAAAAACGAGGGUGGCACCGAUCAAGGAAGUAACGAUUCCUCGCCUCGAACUCACCGCAGCACUACUGCUCACCCGUCUUGCAAACUCAACUCUCAAGAUGCUCGAACUCGACAAUGUGGAAACUCACCUCUGGUCUGACUCAUCUGUUGCUCUGGCGUGGAUAACCAGCCAUCCGUCAUGCUGGAAGGAAUUUGUCCACAACAGAGGAGCAGAAAUCCAAGAGACAUUGCCAGAAGCAACCUGGAGACACGUCAGCGGAAAGGAUAAUCCAGCGGAUUGCGCCUCCAGGGGAAUCUCAACAAAUCAACUGAUCAACCAUCCACUCUGGUGGUCAGGACCUGACUGGUUAAGUCAAGAACCAGAUCAGUGGCCACAAUCUACAAUCAACAUUCCCUCAGAAGUCUCACUUGAAGAAAAACAAACACCAGCUCAUCCAGUCGCAGCUGAGGUCAACGUCAACGCUCUAGCAGAGGUGCUGGAGAGAUAUUCAACACUUUCAAAGGUGCUGCAAGUGAUAGCCACCGUCAACAGAGCAAUCACCAGGUUCAGAAGGCAACCCACACCCCAGACACCAGUCAUCACACCAGAAGAACUCAACGAGGCUCGACUGUUCUGGGUAAAACUAAUUCAAAAUCAAUUCUUUGCUCCAGCAAUCAAAAUCCUGAAGAGAGAACAUCAACUACCAAAAGGAAAUCCAUUAUCAAAGCUGACUCCAAUCCUAGACGAGCUAGGAAUCAUGAGAAUUGAAGGACGGCUCAAAAACGCUCAACUGGACCAUGACGAGAUUCAUCCAAUCAUCCUGCCUCGUCAUUCACAUCUCAACACACUGGUCAUCAACGAAGCUCACCGACGAACCCUCCACGGAGGUACUCAACUGACACUGGCAGUCACCCGCCAACAAUACUGGAUAAUCGGCGGCAGAGGUACAGUUCGAUCGCACAUCCUUCACUGCGUCAUCUGUACCAGAUAUCGUGCUCAACGAGCUCAACAGCUGAUGGGGCAACUUCCCGCAGCCAGAGUAUCACCAUCGAAAGCAUUUCUCCACACAGGGGUGGAUUAUGCCGGUCCGAUGCCCAUACUCAAGUGGAGACCAACAAAUGCCCAACCAGCCUCGGUGCACAUCGCAGUCUUCGUCUGCUUAAGUACAUCAGCAGUGCACCUGGAACUAGUAACACGUCAAACAACAGACGCAUUCAUCGCAGCGUUCAAGAGAUUCACCGGGAGACGAGGAAUCCCACAAGUAAUGUACAGUGACAACGGUAGCAACUUUGAAGGCGCCUCUAAAGUCCUGCAUCAACUCUACAAUCGAGAAUCACCAGAGAAUCAACAACUCCAAGCUGCGCUUGCCACAAAUGGAACUCGCUGGAGCUUCAUACCACCACGAGCACCCCAUUUCGGUGGCAAAUGGGAAGCAGCUGUGAAAUCUACGAAACAUCACCUGAGAAGAACGCUGGGAACAACUACACUCACCUACGAAGAACUCAACACCAUCUUGAUCCAAAUCGAGGCCUGCCUAAACUCCAGGCCAUUCUCACCAAUGUCUGACGAUCCAGACGACCUUCAAGCGCUCACCCCAGGACACUUCCUGAUCAGUGAGGCACUCCAACUCAUUCCAGAGCCAUCGUACCUGGAUGACAACCCAUCAAAAAUGCAUAGAUGGAAUCUAAUCACCCAGAAAAUUCAACAAUUCUGGUCAAGAUGGUCCAAGGAGUGUCUCCAACGAUACCUAGCAACCUACAAGUGGAAUCAACGACAAGAAAACAUCAAAGUUGGAGACAUGGUAUUAGUAGUCAACGAGAACUUCCCACCAGCAAGGUGGCCACUAGCACGGGUUACAGCCGUUCACCCAGGAGCCGAUGGGCUCACCAGAGUAGCAACAGUAAAGACUGCCUACUCUGAGGUCUCCAGGCAUGCAGACGGUACCCCCAAUCCAGAGAGGUACGAAACGAGAAUCAGCACCUGGGACCGCCCGAUCACCAAGCUCUGUCUGUUAACCACAGACCCACCAGGAAAUCACCCACCAGAAAUCAACGCAGAAGAAAAUCAUCAGUAA